AUGGGCCACGAGAUGAGCAACGGUAGCGGUGAUGGCAACUGUAACGGCAAGGGCAACGGCAACAGUAGCGGUGACGGAGGUGGCGACCAUUGUGGCGCCAUACGCAACGUCCUUUGUGACACCAGGGGCUUGGUGCUACAACUAGGGCGUUGGGACCUGUUGCCCAAACAGACUGCGCUGCAGUUUCAGACUGGAGGGAGUCUGGCGGCGGCUCUGCUGCCCAACUCUCUCGAGGCCCUUGGGUACACGAGGAUGUCAGCUUCAGCCUCCACUUCGUCUCAACUGCCCAUCAAGGGGAUCCUGAAAAACAAAAGCUCAUCGGGUUCCUCAGUGUCGGCUGCCGGUCAGCAAUCUGGAGAGAAUAUUCAAGAUGCAAACAGGAAGAAAUCCCAGAAAUGGGAUGAAUCAAGCAUCCUUGCGACAUACCGCGCAACCUACAAAGAUUACGGUUUAAUGAAGGAAGAUGAGCCUAGCACUUCCUGCAAGAGUGCGCAAGACGAUGAGGACAAUUCAGUGUAUGAUGUUGAAGGAGAGGAAGCUGUGACCCUCGACAUGCUACUUAAAAAACUAGCUGCCACUGAUACUUCGGACCAGAGCUGUGAAGUGGAAGAACCAGAGUGUAGCGACGCAUACGUGAAAAAAAUCCUCCUCCGCAAGCAGGAGAAACAGCGGCAGUUUGAAAUGAAAAGAAAGCUUCAUUGCAAUGAAGAAUUGAACAUCAAAUUAGCUAGACAGUUAAUGUCCAAAGACCUCCAAAGUGAAGAUGAUGACAGUGAAGAAAAGCUGCAAGCCACUAACGAAGAUAAGAUUGCUGCAGAAAAAUCAGAGGAAGCUCCUCUAAGCGAUUAACUUCAAGUUCAGUCAUGCGACACAUAG
This is a messenger RNA of Saimiri boliviensis boliviensis (Bolivian squirrel monkey), 876 nucleotides long. Lineage: Eukaryota; Metazoa; Chordata; Mammalia; Primates; Cebidae. The record is from RefSeq and is a predicted model, not a curated record.